UUGAUAGGGUCAAUCGAGGACCGCAUCAAAACAAUAUGUAUUUUACUCCCUUUUGUUGAAUUUUUUUGCAGUUCUGCUCACCCUCUGCAAAGUGAGACGCUCACCUCAACAGUCCCUCUUCCGGAAUGCAGAUAUCAGGUUCUUUCUGGAGGGAAAAAUGGAACACCGUUGAAAUUUGCUUCAGUCGGCCAGCAAGUCUACCAUGAAUGGACUUGUGACCCAGACGGGAAAUUGGCGGGUGACUCUUCCUUUUGCGCUACUGUUCACUCAUGUAACGUCAGAGAGGAUGGAGGACGUGAGGUGCAGCUGCUUGACGAAAAUGGAUGUGCUGCAUGUCAACUAAAUUACAAAUUAAUAUUAGAAGUGUUCUCUCGAUCGCGAAAUAUUUGCGACGUUGAAAAACGUGACAAGAGGCAGAACUCCAACACAUUUAGGUACCUUCUAAACAACUUGGAGUACACUUCUGAUCUUACUGGAGGACAAUUGUCACAAGUAUUCAAAUUCGCCGACCAACCUUCGCUUUUCUUCCAGUGCCAAAUUCGCAUUAGCAUCAAAGAAGGCAGUACCUGCAAGCGCACAUCCGACGAAUGCCCAAAAACUUUGAGAGGGAAGCGAUCUACUGAAAUUGACGAAGACAAUAAUGACUCACAAAACGGGGAUAUCUGUGUUUCUCCUCUGGCGGCCGGAAGUAUUCUUUCAUUUUUUGCCUCAUCGCUUUUGGUUUGUGUGGUUUGCAUAGUCACUAUGAAUCGAAAAGGCAUCACUCACAUGAAACUCCAAGACUAGAA
Molecule: messenger RNA, 788 nt
Organism: Strongylus vulgaris
Lineage: Eukaryota; Metazoa; Nematoda; Chromadorea; Rhabditida; Strongylidae
Source: the annotation of a GenBank genome assembly